Messenger RNA from Chondrus crispus (carragheen), 393 nucleotides. RefSeq lists its product as hypothetical. The record is from RefSeq and is a predicted model, not a curated record. Bases 1 to 393 code for a protein of 130 amino acids. The transcript has a single exon. NCBI's taxonomy places the organism in Eukaryota, Rhodophyta, Florideophyceae, Gigartinales, Gigartinaceae.
AUGGACGUCCAUAGAUGGUGGAUUAGACGAUUGAGAUUCCUCAUACACGUCCGUUCGUACGUCUCACAACGUUUGUUGACCGCCUCUCAAUGCGCUACCAGUGGGGUCAUGCCCCUUUUUGUCGCGUGCCCGACCGACAUUUCUCCUCUUGACAAUUUCCGACUCGAAGUCGGAGUCUCGACGGCGGAAAGAUUAAUGGUCAGGUUCACUGCGCUUGUGUUCCUCGUAAAUGGCAUGGUCGUGCGAAAAUCGGGGAUUUGCGGUUGCUGUGACACAGCAAAUGGAGAGCGUCUGGACACUUGCAACUUUUUGGGCGGACGGUUUCGAGAUCGGUCAUUGCAUUCUCGGAGGGUAGCUCCAAUUUUCCCUUUUGUUUCGAUUCCCUGGCUAUGA